Messenger RNA from Entrophospora candida, 222 nucleotides. The record is from the annotation of a GenBank genome assembly. NCBI's taxonomy places the organism in Eukaryota, Fungi, Glomeromycota, Glomeromycetes, Entrophosporales, Entrophosporaceae.
AUGGAAUUAGACGAUUUUUCAUCUAAAUUACCACUUACACCUACUUCACCAACUACACCACUUCUUAAUUCUCAAUGGGGAGUUACGAUAACAACUAAUUCUCCGCCUCUUAUAACAGCUUCUACUACUACCACCACUGCUUUAUUUAUAAAAAAGGAACAUAAUGGAAAAUUUAGAGACAAUAAUAAUAUUAGCAAUACAAAACAAUUAAAAGGGAUAUAA